This is a messenger RNA of Nezara viridula (southern green stink bug), 849 nucleotides long. The record is from the annotation of a GenBank genome assembly. Lineage: Eukaryota; Metazoa; Arthropoda; Insecta; Hemiptera; Pentatomidae.
AUGUAUUCAAGAAUCCCAUUUCAAUUGCAACUGCAGUGCGAAGUGAUGGAACUGAUAGGCAAUAUCUACCGGAACAACACGUUUCCUUACGGUCCAAGGGUGGAGGACCACUAUCCUUCGCUAUUCCUUAAGUUCCAUCAUGUCUUCAUCACGAUGAUGUUAUACAUUUUGUUAGUCAAGGUGUUUGGACCAAUGAUAAUGAGAAAAAGAAAGCCUUUCUCUUUGAAGAUUAUCAUGAUGGCUUACAACUUAUCACAAGUCCUAUUAAACUUUUAUUUACUACACAAGGCAAUCCUUUACUGGCACUCAUGGAUACCAAAAUUUUGGAACCAUGUUUGUAAUCCAAUAAGUGAAACAAUGGGAUUUACAGAAGAAAAUAAAAUGACCUACAUGCAAAUGAUGUACUACUUCUACCUGACUAAACUGGUUGACUUACUUGACACUGUGUUUUUCGUCUUAAGAAAGAAACAAUCUCAAGUUACGUUUCUUCAUAUUUUCCACCACACGAGUAUGGUAUUUAACAUGUGGGUUUCCUUGAUAUAUCUAAGAGAGGAAGUUAUUUCAAUUUUUGGGAUAAUGAAUGGAACAGUGCACGUGAUCAUGUACAUGUAUUAUUUCUUGGCUGCUUUUGGUCCAGGAAUACAAAAAUAUCUUUGGUGGAAGAAGUACCUUACUAAGUUGCAGCUGGUGCAGUUCGUAAUCAUGAUCGCAAUAUCAGUAAAAGUGAAAUUAAUAGAUUGCGAUUGUAACCCUUGGUUUUGGACCAUGUGGAGUUUCUCAGUAACGGUCUACUUUAUUCUCUUUGUGCAUUUCUAUGUAACAUCUUAUAGAAAGGUUAAGAAAGUAUAA